Messenger RNA from Lytechinus pictus (painted urchin), 4713 nucleotides. RefSeq lists its product as uncharacterized. The transcript has a single exon. Gene Ontology annotation, biological process: protein monoubiquitination. The record is from RefSeq and is a predicted model, not a curated record. Gene Ontology annotation, molecular function: ubiquitin protein ligase activity; zinc ion binding. NCBI's taxonomy places the organism in Eukaryota, Metazoa, Echinodermata, Echinoidea, Temnopleuroida, Toxopneustidae. Bases 1078 to 3486 code for a protein of 802 amino acids.
AAAUGUUUAAUACCUAAUUUCAUAUAAUAAAAUACAAAGGAACAAGUGGGGAUAUGACAUCAUCAGCCCACCUAAUGAAUAUUCAUGAAGACAUGCCUAAAACUGUUUCACCGGAAUAAUGCAAACCUUUAAAUUCAAUAACUUCGUAAUUUAUCAUCCGAUUUUCAUGAAAUUUUCUGCAUUUUUCUUUGUAAAUUUUACUAUUUUUAUUGAGAUAUAAAUAUCUUCAGCUCGGAGCAUCCCUUUAAUGCUAAUUACGGAAAAAUGAGGUUUCUAAAGAUGGUAUAUAAUGGACACUCGCUGUAUGGAUGUAAGAGAAGAUCAUUGCACUAUCCAGGAAACGAGGACAUAAAUGACAGGAAGUCCAAAGUCCAGAUCGUGGAAUUCCCAAAGCAUUCAGUUUUGAAAGAGAAUGGCAUUUCUCAUGCAAUUAGUUUGGAUCUCAUAAUUUCUAUUUUGGUUUUUUUUUUCCCCCAAGAUUCCUAGAUUUUUUUAUUGAGAGAUUUAGAUGAAAGCCAAUAUCCGCUGAUUGAUUGAGGACCAUCUUAAAAUAUAUCGACGGUCAAGAAGUAAAAAGGCAGCAACAGGAUCCUGACCGGAUAAAACCCAAAUCGAAGCUAAAGGAGCAAUUUGAGUUAGCACACGCGAGUGGUUGUAAGCUUCUGUCGACCGUGAUUUUAUAAAGUAUCUGUCAAUGCCAGUGUAUCUAAUAUUUGAAGAUUCCAUCCCAUAACAUUAAUGAUACUGUUGGCUGCUAUCCCAAUGUUUUUUUUACUUGGAAUCCAAAACUGGAACUCUAAAAAUGGAAAGCACAUCGCCUAUUCACCUUCCUGUCAUAUUGGUGAUAUUGACUGAUGUCACGAGUUGUUUCGAAAAUUCAAUGUUGGAAACGUGCCAUAAAAUGGCAACUGCCUUCCAUUCACCCAUCUCAUCUGAAUGAAAUGCCUCUUCUAAAUAGUCACGCAUCCACCAAGAUUUCAUACGCUGCAGUCUUACAGAAUGGAAAAUAGGUUACUGGUUAAUUCGAAAAAGAGACCUUGACCACUAGACGAGAAAAUUCUAUUUGAAUCCAUAAAGAUGGCAGAAACAAAUGGAGCAUCACCACAAACACCACAAGGUGAAAGUGAUUGCGUUCCCCGACUAAGUACUGCAAUUGCGGAUAACCACGACCUGCAUGAUGAUGAUGAUAUCAGUGAUUAUGGACUAAAAAGAUUGUUUGAAUUCUCCAUACCAGUGUGUACCACAUUUUCUGACAUGUCGGGGGAUGAUUCUGGACAGUCGUGUGCUACAGAUGGAUCCUACUGUAUGAAUCGCGAAGACCUAGAGGGGAUAUCCCUGUUUGAAUCCAGAGAGACGGUAGAAGCAUCACAACAGCCGCAAUGUAGAAUAUGCCUUGACAAACUUAAGGAUGGCAGACGUCUAGCGUGCGACCAUUGCUUCUGUCGAACCUGUCUGGAAGAUCACCAGAAGUCCAACUGCCCCGAAGGCAAUGUAACCUGUCCUUUGUGCCGUCGGGACACCGACUUAGAAGAAGGACAGGUGGAGGGUUUACCAGCUGUACAUGACAGUUUGUGCAUUACCCAACUAACUACCGCCAUCGAAGAUCAUCAUGACCUCGACAAAGACAAUGCCAGUGAUUAUGGAUUGGAAAGACUGUUUGAAUACUCCAUACCAGUUUGCACCAUGUGUCCUGAUGCAGAUGAUGCAGGGGAUGCGUCCGGAGAGUCCUGUGCCAUGGCCGUCUCCUAUUGCAGAGACUGCGAAGAAUAUAUGUGUGAUUUGUGCCUGUCGGGCCACAAGAGAAUGAGCAAACUUUUCAUGGGACAUACACUUGUGUCAGUUCAGGAUGCACGAAGUGGCAGUUCUCCGAUUGGAGCUGAGAGAUGUAAUGUACACAAGAUGGAGACGAUAAAUUUCUAUUGCGGAAAGUGUGAUGUGUUUGUCUGUCAGAAGUGUGUCGUUGCUGAGCAUGAUAUUCGCAAUAUCCUCAAAGGAGAUGAUAUCAGGUUAGAAAGAAGACAAAACAUUGAUGCUCUUACGGUGCAAGUAAACAAAAAGAGAGCAGACAUGCAGAGAUACAUCAAGAACAUUGAAGGAAAGAGGCGAGUCAUUAAGCAGGUACUCAGUAAGGUAUUGGAAGAAAUAACAGAGGCUUAUGAAGCUGUUGUGCGAUGUCUGGAAGAACGAAAGACAAUGCUAGUGGAGGGUGUACGUCGAGUGGAGCAUGAAUGUGAUGACGAAAUAAAUGAUAUGAGGGACAAUGUGAGAUGUAGAAUAGUAAAUCUAUCCAGGUCCUGCAAAAUAUUAGAACAGGGAAGACAUGGAUGCCUGGAAGCCGAUGCAUUGCAAGCACACAUUUGUCUUUGUGAGGAAAUAAAGACCAAACUAAAUGUGAACUGUGAAACAAACCGAACCGAGGGGACUCUGGACAGGCUGCAGCGCAAUGCAAAUGCUGUCAAGUUUACCAGGGUGAAUAAUCGAAUUGUUUUCGGCCACUUACAAACAAGUGCAGCUGAAGCCGAACAGCCAUUGCAGAUCAACAAGUUAGUUUCUUUAGCUUUACUGGACGAUGGUGAUGAAAAAGAUAAUCACAGAGAAAGUAACCCUCUGCACGUGUCGAACGACAAUGAUCAUUGCGCUGAUGCAUGCAACACCCUGGUUAGUUUUAUGAAUGACAUUCCAGUUACCAAAAUUACUAAACCCCCGCCGUUUUGGCUUAAGAGACAUUGGACAAUGAUCAAGCUUAUCAAGUGCCCCUACUCGGCUCCAACCUGUUUGGCAACUCGAUCACCAGAAUCUGUAGUUGUUGGAUACUGGGACGAUCCAGCAACGGAAAUGUUUCUAGGUGAUCAAGGGCAUACAGACUUUCUACCAAGGUACAGUGCCAGGUCAGCGUGUAUUUCUUUUCUGCAGAACAUCGGCACCGUGAUGCUGUACAGGGAUAGUCGUAUAGUAGUGUACAACCCUGACGGAAUUAUCACUGAUGUCAGGUUUUUGACUAUCGGUACCCCAUGGUGUCUUGAUACCGAUGAAAACAACAUCUACAUCCUUACAAGGUCAGGCAACAUCAGUGCCUACCCUUUCUAUGGAGGACGUCCACUCCGUACCUUCAACACAGGACUGUCCCCAUUUGAUAUCCACAUCGGAUGUCAAUGCUGUGUUGUCCGAUCUGAGACCAAAGUUGUUGUCUUGUCAUUACACGACGGUUCAAUCAUCUGGAAACUGGAGACGGAUGACCAUCAAGAACGCCGAGUGGCAGUAGACAAAGAAAGUGAUAUUCUUUAUGUCGCAAGUUCACAGCAAGAACUCGAUGGUUUAUCCGUGUGCCUUCGGAGCUUCAACCUAUGCGACGGUUCACCCAGAGACUCCUUUGUGCUUCAUGUGGCAUCGGGGAAUCUGGUAGGCCUCAGUGUGAUGUCACCUGUCACACUCGCUCUCUGCACUACCAGCGCUAUUUAUAUCUUCAAGAAAGAUUGUCAGCACUAGUUAUUACAAAAUGUAUUAGUUUUCAAUGUACAAACAGUUUAACCGAUGUAAAGAAUUGCAUAUUAAGUGCAUUAACAUGUUUCUCAUCGAAUGAUUGGCUUAUUAGGCUAUUUCUUACAAUAACCUCAGAAGCAGUCAACAUGGCAGACGGAGAUCAGGGUUCAGUGACAAAUAUUUUGAAUAAUUUUUUAGACAUCGAAUUAGAAAUUAUUUACUUUUUUUAAACGAAAAUCCAAUCUUGCCAUUAAUAUUCAUGGAAUGAAAUGAUGAUUCACCCUUCUUUCUUCCUUUUCUUCAUCUUUUUUUUAUUGGUUGUGGAGCUUUUUCCGGGGGAGGGUUUAUAGUAACCCCAAGCCCAUUUGAAAAGAGUAAUGGACUUUCACUCGUGAUUUAGCAGUAACUUUUGAGUUGCCAUGGCGAUAUAAUUUCAUCAGCCUGCUACAUUCCCUCGAAGACGGCUCAAAGAGCGAUCCAAGAGGGGCGGAUCUACGACUACAAGGGAAGGGGCGGGUGAAAACUGCCGUUUGCCCUUUAGGCCUAUAUAUAUAUAUUUUUUUUUUUUUUAAGGAUGGAGGAAAGGCGAAAAUUUAAGAAAAAAUAAAUGAUAUCGGAUUAUUGGUCCACUAUUGGCAGCACAUAAAGCUACUUUGGUGUAUAAUGAUGUUGACGUUUGGCAUUGUAAAGCACCGGUAGUAUGUAGUAUGCCCUGAUAAUUCCAAUACCUCUAUGAUAUAAUUAUAGAUAUAGAUCAAUGCAUGGUACAUUAUUGGUUAGACAUUAUAAAAUCCUUUUUUCACCUUCUUCCAUGCAGUAAAGGGAGAAGGAGAAGAAAGAGAGAGAGGGGAAUAGAGGGAAGAGAGAAAGAAGAAAAUGGAGAGAGUGGGGGAGGUGUGACGUGUGAGUCUUUGUCGGUUGAUGAGAUCGCUUGGACGAGGAUGUGUUGAAAUUAAAAAGUUGAUAUCUCAAAUUGCAAACUUGUCAAAAAUAAUUUAUUAACGUUGAUACUUAUUAUUAAAUACUUUCCCCAAAUAUUUUUCUUAUUAUCUUGAUAUUAAUGAUUGUAAAUCAUAAAAUGAAUAAAAAUGAUUUGAUGGAUUGAAAUGAUCUAUUGACUCGGAAAAGAACAUAUAUAUAUAUAUAUAUAGCAUCUUGAACCUUCGUCCGGAUUCAGAACUGGUGUUUCAUUGUAAUCUGGUCUAUAGUUGUGAUUGAACUAUGGAUAGCCCC